UUUGUUGCAGUUCCACAGAUGGAUUGUAUUGUUUGUUGAAAAAUUGAACUUACUUAACUCUAUUGCAAUGAAUACGUUGUUUGUGAGUCUCAUAGCAAUCUUCAAUACCUACCUGAUGGGGUUUCAAAUUAUUUUGGACGACAUCAACGAGUCUGUGCAGGAUUUAUUCGAGCAAAUCGACAAAGAGAUUAUCGAAGCUAUGAGUGAAAUCCAAGGAGCACCCGAAUAUAAGCGAAACGUGAAGGAUGUGCUUUUCUUUAAAUUCCUAAAACAGAAAUUGGCUGCCCUGAUUCGUAAACAUGCUGACGCGUUGAAUCAUUUGAGCCAGUUGAAAACAUUCUUCGAAAUCAGCUUCCUUUUCAUGUUUUACGGACAGUUGGUGACUAUGGGAACAGGAAUCGUUUACCUAACAUGGCGAAAAUCGUCUUACAAUAUUUUACUACCUUUAGUAGGCUGCCUAGUUACAAUUACGGUAGAAUGUUUUUGGUACUGCAGAAUGAUUGAAAAGUUAAGCGAUGCGAACAAUAAUAUCGGAGAUUCGUUGUACAACUUAGACUGGCCUCAGCGACUAUGUUACAAGCCUGCCAUUCGAAAGGACUAUCGAGAGAUACGGACAACGUUUCUAAUUAUUUUGACUAACUCACAGCAGAAUAUCGACAUCAGUUGCGGCGGGUUGUUUAAUAUGUCGCUUGCUGCUUUUGCAGAGUUUCUUAAUAUGGUGUACAAUUUGUUCAUGUUUUUCCUGACAGUUAUUUAA
Molecule: messenger RNA, 757 nt
Organism: Malaya genurostris
Lineage: Eukaryota; Metazoa; Arthropoda; Insecta; Diptera; Culicidae
Exons: 2
Coding region: 68-757 (229 amino acids)
Biological process (GO): detection of chemical stimulus involved in sensory perception of smell; sensory perception of smell
Cellular component (GO): plasma membrane
Molecular function (GO): odorant binding; olfactory receptor activity
Source: RefSeq, a predicted model, not a curated record